AUGGUUCUCACAAAGGUUGGUUCAGAAUCAGAUGUCUCCGUCCACUCCACCUUUGCUUCUCGUUACGUUCGAUCAUCGCUUCCAAGGUUUAAGAUGGGGGAGAAUUCGAUACCGAAGGAGGCAGCGUAUCAGAUAAUAAACGACGAGCUGAUGCUAGAUGGUAACCCGAGGCUGAAUCUGGCAUCGUUUGUGACAACAUGGAUGGAGCCGGAGUGCAAUAAGCUGAUGAUGGAUGCGAUUAACAAGAACUAUGUGGACAUGGAUGAGUACCCUGUUACCACCGAGUUUCAAAAUCGAUGCGUCAACAUCAUUGCUCAUCUCUUCAAUGCUCCACUCGGAGAUUCUGAGACUGCCGUCGGAGUAGGAACAGUGGGUUCCUCAGAGGCCAUAAUGCUCGCAGGCAUUGCUUUCAAGAGAAACUGGCAGAACAAACGCAAAGCCCAGGGCAAACCUUACGACAAACCCAACAUAGUCACAGGGGCCAAUGUUCAGGUAUGUUGGGAGAAAUUUGCAAAUUACUUUGAGGUGGAACUGAAGGAAGUGAAGCUGAGGGAAGGGUACUAUGUGAUGGACCCUGUAAAAGCUGUGGAAUUGGUGGAUGAAAACACCAUCUGCGUUGCUGCUAUCUUGGGUUCAACCCUCAACGGAGAAUUUGAAGAUGUCAAGCUUUUGAACGAUCUUUUGGUAGAAAAGAACAAGCAAACUGGAUGGGAUACACCAAUCCAUGUUGAUGCAGCCAGUGGUGGAUUCAUUGCUCCAUUUAUUUAUCCAGAGCUUGAAUGGGAUUUCCGUCUUCCACUAGUGAAGAGUAUUAAUGUGAGCGGUCACAAGUAUGGGCUUGUAUAUGCUGGUAUUGGUUGGGUUAUUUGGAGGACCAAAGAGGACUUGCCAGAAGAACUUAUCUUCAAGAUUAACUACCUCGGAGCUGAACAACCCACCUUCACCCUCAAUUUCUCUAAAGGUUCUAGUCAAGUUAUUGCUCAAUAUUACCAAUUAAUCCGCUUGGGUUUUGAGGGUUACCAAAAUGUGAUGGAGAACUGUCGUGAUAAUGCAAUAGUCCUAAAAAAAGGAUUGGAGGAGACCGGGCGCUUCAACAUUGUUUCAAAGGACAUGGGGGUUCCUUUGGUGGCUUUCUCUCUCAAGGACAACAGCCGUCACGAUGAGUUUGAGGUUUCACACAUGCUGCGUAGGUUCGGUUGGAUAGUGCCGGCCUACACCAUGCCUGCGGAUGCACAACAUAUCACAGUCCUCCGUGUUGUGGUAAGGGAAGACUUCUCGCACACCCUGGCAGAGCGCCUUGUCAUUGACAUCACUAAGGUCCUCCAUGAGCUAGAUUCCAUGCCUGCAAGACUAAUAACUUGUGCCAAGGUUUCUGUCCCCGACACUACUACUGCUACUCCUCAAUUGAAAGUGAAAAGUAAUGGCAUCCUCAAGAAGAAGAAGAUUGUGGUGGAUAGGAAAACCAAGGUUAUUUGCUAGAAGAUACAAAAACAAAUACUCAUAAAUGUUGUUGUUAUGACACUAUUGGACAUGUGAUAACACUUUUUUAAUUAUUUUUAUUGUGGAAGAAUUUAAGCAUACUGUUAUUUCUACUUUUUUUUUUUUUUUUUUUUCAAUAAAUAAAAGAGAAUCUAUUCAUCUAAUUGAUGAAAGGAACAUUCUUCUUCUUGGAGUGAUGAUCAAGAGAACAUUUUUUUUUUUUUGGAUAAAUUGCCAUAUAUUGAGUACUGCUAUUUUUCCCGACAAAAAAAAGA
Molecule: messenger RNA, 1754 nt
Organism: Cornus florida
Lineage: Eukaryota; Viridiplantae; Streptophyta; Magnoliopsida; Cornales; Cornaceae
Product: glutamate decarboxylase 4-like
Exons: 5
Coding region: 1-1479 (492 amino acids)
Biological process (GO): L-glutamate catabolic process
Cellular component (GO): cytosol
Molecular function (GO): glutamate decarboxylase activity; pyridoxal phosphate binding
Source: RefSeq, a predicted model, not a curated record